Molecule: messenger RNA, 1264 nt
Organism: Sesamum indicum (sesame)
Lineage: Eukaryota; Viridiplantae; Streptophyta; Magnoliopsida; Lamiales; Pedaliaceae
Product: annexin Gh1
Biological process (GO): response to cold; response to salt stress; response to water deprivation
Cellular component (GO): plasma membrane; cytoplasm
Molecular function (GO): calcium-dependent phospholipid binding; calcium ion binding; phosphatidylserine binding
Source: RefSeq, a predicted model, not a curated record
CAAGCCGACGCUUUUUCCGGGUUUUCCCCACAUAAAAUCAUCACUCUCACACAGUACACUACACUCACUCUCACACCGAAAGAGAAGACAAUGUCGACUCUCUGUGUUCCAUCUCAGGUUCCAUCGGUGGCCGAAGACUGUGAACAGCUCCGCAAGGCAUUUGCAGGAUGGGGAACGAAUGAGGGUUUGAUCAUAUCUAUUUUGGGCCAUCGAAAUGCUGCCCAGAGGAAGCUGAUUAGACAAGUAUAUGCAGAGACCUAUGGAGAGGAUUUGCUCAAAGUUUUGGACAAGGAACUGACAAGUGACUUUGAGAGGGUUGUGAAGCUCUGGACGCUGGACCCUGCAGAGCGCGAUGCGUUUUUAGCUAAUGAAGCUAUAAAAAAGUGGACAUCGAGCAAUAAGGUCCUUGUGGAGAUCGCUUGUGCAAGGUCUCCAAAGGAACUACUGCUAGCAAGGGAAGCUUAUCAUGCUUGUUUUAAGAGAUCUCUUGAGGAGGAUGUUGCUUAUCACACAUCUGGUGACUUCCGCAAGCUUUUGGUCCCCUUGGUGAGUUCAUACCGAUACGGAGGGGAUGAUGUCAACUUGACUCUUGCUAAAACAGAAGCUAAACUUCUGCAUCAGAAAAUCUCCGAGAAGGCUUACAGUUGUGAUGACAUCAUUAGGAUUUUGACCACAAGAAGUAAAGCACAAAUCAAUGCAACACUGAACCAAUACAAGAAUGAAUUUGGAAGCGAUAUAAACAAGAACUUGAAAGCUGACCCUAAAGACGAGUUUCUGGCCUUACUGAGAGCUACCAUCAAGUGUUUGGUCUGCCCUGAGCAGUACUUUGCAAAGGUUCUUCGUCUUUCAAUCAACAAGCUGGGAACAGAGGAAGGAGCUCUUACCAGAGUUGUUGCCACUAGGGCUGAGGUUGACAUGAAGGUUAUUAAAGAUGCUUACCAGAAGAGGAGCAGUGUGCCACUUGAGCAAGCCAUUGCAAAGGACACAAGUGGAGACUAUGAGAAAAUGCUUUUGACCCUCAUCGGGCAUGGGCCAGAAUGAGGUGGGACGGUAACUGUUCUCUUUUCGUGCUUAUGGUACUGAACCAUUAAUCCUGCUUUGAACUUUGAACUUAGAAACCUUAUCGAACUUUUGCUAGUUUGAUCGAGUGUCGUUUGGUUUGGAGCUAAAUAACAUGCCUCUGAUAGAGGAACCUUCGUUGUUACGUAUGUCGUCAUGUGUAUCGGACUUCCCUCUUUUGUGGUAAAUUGAUCUUUCACUCAUA